Molecule: messenger RNA, 1059 nt
Organism: Aquila chrysaetos chrysaetos
Lineage: Eukaryota; Metazoa; Chordata; Aves; Accipitriformes; Accipitridae
Gene: C5H15orf61
Product: chromosome 5 C15orf61 homolog
Exons: 3
Coding region: 82-546 (154 amino acids)
Source: RefSeq, a predicted model, not a curated record
CACGCGCCGAGGCGGCGCACGCGCGCCGGCCGGAGCCGUUGAGUGCGGGGUGGCUGCGGGAGGCGGGAGCGGCCCCGUGGGAUGCGGACGCUGAGGCGGCUGCAUGAGGCAGCCGUGGGACUGCUGCUGUGGCGGGGGGGGUCGUCAUCGUCGUCCCGUCCCGCCGCCUCGGAGGUGCUGAGCCAGCACCUAAGGCAGCGCGGCCUGCCCCACUGGACCUCGUACUGCGUCAAGUACAGCGCCGUGCGCAACGACCAGUUCGGCCUCUCCCACUUCAACUGGCGGGUGAACGGCGCCAACUACCACAUCCUGCGCACCGGCUGCUUCCCCUUCAUCAAGUACCACUGUUCCCGCGCCGCCCCGCAGGACCUGGCGCUGCAGAACGCCGCCUUCACCGCCCUCAAGGUCCUUAACGCCGGCAUCCCAACUUUACUAUAUGGAAUUGGCUCCUGGUUCUUUGUCAGUGUCACAGAGACUGUUCAUACGAGUCAUGGCCCAGUUACUGUUUAUUUUCUAAAUAAAGAAGAUGAAGGCGCAAUGUACUGAAAUCAUGCCCUCAAGUACCUGUCAUUUGUGCCUUCUUUUACUUAACAUGCUGUCUUCAGGAAGCUUGAUGGACUUUUUGGUCAUAAGAGAUUUAUUUUUGCAGAGGUCAGUAAAGUUGAAAAAGUAGAAGCCUUAGGAGAAGAAUUAAUAUUUCCAAGGGUAUUAGAAUUUAUGGAAGUCAGUGAUUAGUACUGCUGAACAAACUUGUGAUAAUUUAAAGAGAUACAUCUGCCAACUUAGAUAACUGAAUUGUAGCAUGUGGGCAAGGAAACUGUGAACACACUAGACAUUUUCAGAAUGUCUCUGAAAAGAUUAAGCUGCUUAGGUUUAAACUCUGACUAGAUGUUUCAUAAUGCAUUAAUUGUCAUAGCUGUAAGCAUGUUUGAAUGAAUCCAUGGCACUGACUAUUCACAAUUACCUGGAAGACUCUUUGGAAAAUUAGCACCCUAAGAAGUUAAAAAUGGCUGUAUCAUAUUUCUUCAAAUGAUAUUUAAAUAAAAUAUCUAAAAUAUG